Molecule: messenger RNA, 321 nt
Organism: Funneliformis caledonium
Lineage: Eukaryota; Fungi; Glomeromycota; Glomeromycetes; Glomerales; Glomeraceae
Source: the annotation of a GenBank genome assembly
GAAAUUGAACGCGUUCUCAAUUUUUUCAGUUCAUUAUCGUCUAAACCCUCAAAAUUCGAUUUGAAAGAACCACUGGAAAGGAAAAAUGAAAGUACUUACAGCUCAAACCAGACAACGGGUAUCAUACAUUUAAUGGCUUGCUGUCGGUUAUUUUAUUGUUUUUGUUUGAAUGUGAAUGUUUGUGUUGAAAUUAUCUUUAGAUAUACUGUAUCAACAUCUUACUUUACGGGACUUGGCAUACCUUCAAGAAAAACCCACAAAGUUAUUAUGGAACUUGAACAAGAAAUUGAACGUUUGAUCUCGGUAAACUUGCUCUAUUAG